CCCUGUUUUGUGCUGUCUAUACUGUGGUGUUCGUCGCUUCAAUUAAUUUUUUUUAAAUAAAGCCAAUCGAUUACUCAAAAUGUUGGACACAGCUGAAAUGAUAACGUUUACCGAAAAGUUGAUCGAAGAAAUAAAACACUAUCCCGUUCUGUACGACAAGGUAGCUGCGCGUGGAAAGGACUUCGAAAAAGAAGAAGCGUGGGUAUCUCUCACAGAACGUUUACCAUCAGAUCUUAAAGUUACAGUCGAUGACACGAAAAAAAGAUGGCGAACCUUGAAAGAUUGUUAUUCCAAAUAUCUUCGCAGUGGUACGACAAGCAAUAAAUACGAGGCACGUUACAAAUCAUGGCGGUGGUCAGGACACAUGGAAUACUUUAAGACCUAUGUGUUGCACACCUAUCAUAAUGGCGAUGAGAGCCUGUUUUUAAGGUCCACGAAGAAAUUUAGAAGACUAAGAGAUCGCGCAAGAUUAGAAAAUAAUAGAGUAAAGAACCGAACAGAAGAGCAUUUAAAAGGCGAAGAGUUUAUCAAAAAUGACACUGUCCAACCACAAAUAAUAGAUAAAAACAUCAAAGGUGAGAUUGAUGAGGAUGUCUUAGAAGAGGUGGACGACGAAUCUUAUCAAGCAGUUGCUAAUGCCGUGUCAGAGUACGCAAAUACUUCAUCAGUUGGUUGGGAUCAAGAAAUUGAUGAAUCAGAUACUAGAGAAAACCUUCAAAAUUCCUCCCCGAAGAGUAUCGCAUCGGUUGAGCACGAGAAUUUUAUUGAUCCUUUGUUGGGCAGAAGUUUCGAUGGAAUUGAUUUAACAUUUCUUGGGUAUGCUAGCAGCAUCAAAAAGCUCACACCGCGAAGGCAAUCACUGAUCAAAUUUGCAGUAGCUAAACUUAUAAUGCAAGAAGAGUUGGCGCAGCAAAGUGAAAAUCAAACAAGUUCAUCUUAUGAAGGAGUCGUAAAAAAUGAUAUAAGCAUUGAGAGGGUGUGAUUUACAUUUGAUUCACAUUUACGCCCUAUGCUGUAAUCCGGCGUAGCUGGCAAUUUGAAGAAUUUUGUGGAAAUUUUGUACGAACAUUCGGAGUGAUAUCGAAGCUGAAGGAGUUUUACAAAAAUUAUACUCGCCUAUACUAUAAUCCGUCGUUCGUCCAAUUUUGAUACGAAUCGCAGUAUCGGUAUGUUGUUCACCCCAAUUCUCCCGAUAGAGAAAUCCUCGAAUAAUUAACUCAAAGGGAAUAGCAUUU
Molecule: messenger RNA, 1235 nt
Organism: Rhagoletis pomonella (apple maggot)
Lineage: Eukaryota; Metazoa; Arthropoda; Insecta; Diptera; Tephritidae
Exons: 2
Coding region: 80-982 (300 amino acids)
Biological process (GO): regulation of transcription by RNA polymerase II
Cellular component (GO): nucleus; transcription regulator complex
Source: RefSeq, a predicted model, not a curated record